Messenger RNA from Akanthomyces muscarius, 423 nucleotides. RefSeq lists its product as uncharacterized. Lineage: Eukaryota; Fungi; Ascomycota; Sordariomycetes; Hypocreales; Cordycipitaceae. The transcript has 2 exons. The coding region runs from base 1 to 423 and encodes 140 amino acids. The record is from RefSeq and is a predicted model, not a curated record.
AUGGCGCUUGUUCGGGCAAGCAUAUUUUUUCAAGUCAGCCCCGACGGCCCUGCCAGCCGCUACCAGCAACCGCAGAACACUCCCGAAUUUGCCGGCUGCGACGAAACAUUGAGUCCAUGGGCCAUUGCCUGUCGUCAUGGUCGCUUUGAUUUCACUUUUCUUUUUGAGCAUUUUUUUCUGGCCGCCGUAGCACCGGCCAUUUUCUUGCUGCUUCAACAAUUUGCAGUGUGCAACUUCCUGGUAGGGCGCCGAAGUGAAGGCCAGUAUAGCAGUAUACUUCAAAUUGGUUACCUGAUCGCUUUUAGCAGCGGUGCAAGUUGCGACUCUCAUCGAAUUGGAGAGCUGUCGCGACCAUUUGCCUUCCCAAUCCGCGCCACUUCCAUCACCGUGGCAGACUCCCUCACUGUCAUGAUCCAAGCUUGA